GGGCUUCCACCCUCCUUGGGCCGGAAGUGGGGAAGGUGGAGCUGUUCCUUUUGUAGCAGAAACUAGGACGCCCCACGGCAGUAGGCAAGGGGAAGAGUGUUUUUGUGACACUGCUGGCUGCGCGGAGAGGGUGGGAUGAAGGCGGGUUCUGUGAAGAGGCACUCGGAAGGGACCCAUAAUGCUGUGACACCGCGAAGAGUCUAUGAGGGGACAGGUGUCGGUGUGGCACCGUUGCACGCUGAAGAAGCCGGUGGAACUGGAUGGCCAUGGGGAUGUGGGCGUCGCUGGACGCUCUGUGGGAGAUGCCGGCCGAGAAGCGUAUCUUCGGGGCGGUGUUGCUCUUUUCCUGGACGGUGUAUCUCUGGGAGACCUUCCUAGCACAGCGGCAGAGAAAGAUUUAUAAAACAACAACUCAUGUACCACCGGAGUUAGGACAGAUCAUGGAUUCUGAAACAUUUGAGAAAUCUCGACUGUAUCAACUGGAUAAAAGUACUUUCAGUUUCUGGUCUGGACUCUAUUCAGAGGUUGAAGGCACUUUUAUUCUUCUAUUUGGAGGAAUCCCUUACCUCUGGAGACUUUCUGGGCGAUUCUGUGAUUAUGUUGGCUUUGGACCAGAAUAUGAGAUCACUCAGUCCUUGGUGUUUCUGCUGUUGGCUACACUUUUCAGUGCAUUGACUGGUUUGCCAUGGAGUCUUUAUAAUACAUUUGUGAUAGAAGAAAAACAUGGCUUCAAUCAUCAGACUUUGGAGUUUUUUAUGAAAGAUGCAAUCAAAAAAUUUACUGUGACCCAGUGUAUUUUAUUGCCUGUGUCUUCACUUCUGCUUUACAUUAUUAAAAUUGGGGGUGACUAUUUUUUUAUUUAUGCCUGGCUGUUCACAUUAGUUGUCUCUCUGGUCCUUGUCACAAUCUAUGCUGAUUAUAUUGCUCCUUUAUUUGACAAAUUCACACCUCUGCCUGAAGGAAAGCUUAAACAAGAAAUUGAAGUAAUGGCAAAGAAUAUUGACUUUCCUUUGACUAAGGUGUAUGUUGUUGAAGGAUCUAAGCGCUCUUCCCACAGCAAUGCUUAUUUUUAUGGCUUCUUCAAGAACAAGCGAAUAGUUUUGUUUGACACUCUACUAGAAGAGUACUCGGUACUAAGCAAAGAUACCCAGCAGGAGUCUGGCAUGGAACCCCACAAUGAUGGAGAAGGGGACAGUGAAGAAGUAAAAGCUAAAACUAAAAAUAAGAAACAAGGAUGUAAGAAUGAGGAGGUGCUUGCGGUCCUAGGCCAUGAAUUGGGGCACUGGAAGUUGGGACACACAGUCAAAAAUAUCAUUAUUAGCCAGAUGAAUUCUUUCCUGUGUUUUUUCUUGUUUGCUGUAUUAAUUGGUCGAAAGGAACUUUUUGCUGCAUUUGGUUUUUAUGACAGCCAGCCCACUCUAAUUGGACUAUUGAUCAUCUUUCAGUUUAUUUUUUCACCUUACAAUGAGGUUCUUUCUUUUUGCCUCACAGUCCUCAGCCGCAGAUUUGAGUUUCAAGCUGAUGCAUUUGCCAAGAAACUCGGGAAGGCUAAAGACUUAUAUUCUGCUUUAAUCAAACUAAACAAAGAUAACUUGGGAUUCCCAGUUUCUGACUGGUUGUUUUCAAUGUGGCAUUAUUCUCAUCCUCCACUACUAGAGAGACUCCAAGCUUUGAAAAAUACAAAACAAGAUUGAGGUGCUCAGGGUCUAUGACUGAAGAUGUUUCUAAUUAUUUCUGUCCUGGCAGCAUGCUCCAGCUCUUGACGUUUUUAAACCUUUUCUCUUUAAAGAAGAUCAAGUACAGAAAAGUCCAGACUUAAAUAUAGUUAAUAUCUCAUUUCAAAAAUGAUUUUAAUAAUCCAUUUCUUAAAACACUGUAAAAUUUUGAGGCUUAAUGUUUUUAAAGGCAUAGUUUUAUCUUUGACAUCUGAUUUACCAUCAGUUUGUAAAAUUAUUUAAGAAAAUGCACAACUCAUCUUAUUU
Molecule: messenger RNA, 1982 nt
Organism: Castor canadensis (American beaver)
Lineage: Eukaryota; Metazoa; Chordata; Mammalia; Rodentia; Castoridae
Gene: Zmpste24
Product: zinc metallopeptidase STE24
Biological process (GO): CAAX-box protein processing
Molecular function (GO): metalloendopeptidase activity
Source: RefSeq, a predicted model, not a curated record